GGUCAGAUCUCGAUUGAUGGAUAAGUCGCAGACUGACAGUCUGCAGGGAAGUAUAUAUAUAUAUAUAUACAUAUAUAUAUAUAUAUUUUAAUAUAUAUAAUAUUUUGUUGUUUAUAUAUAUUUAAACAACAAAAUAUUGUUUAUUUUGCAUCAGUUUGACAAUAGCACCAUAAAUAAAGAUGGUGGCUGUAUUCAAGUUUUUAUAUCACCUUGUUUAAACUAAAGCUCUUUUCAUGUCUUGAAAAUAUUUGUAUAAGGAUUUCAAGUCCAUUCAGAGUAGUAGAAACCCUGGUCAUUGUGUAGUGAAAAACCUCCCUGAACAAAAGCAAACAGAUGCUUUUGUUUGCUUUUGUUCAGGGAUUCCUCCAUGUUUGUUGUUGUUGUUAUCAUCCUAGCUGCCACGUGUCUUGUGCAUCAGUGUGAUCAGUGGACCAGGAACUCCUGCACUUACAAAGGUUCCCUGUUGUCUGGAGAGCAAACUGUUCAAUUAAAUUAAGUUACAUUUUUUAACGUUUUUUGUUGGAAUUCAUUUAUCGUAAUUAACUCCUUAAAGUCCCACCGCUAAUAUUUACACACCGAAAUACAUUAGUAGUAGUAGUACUACAUUGAGCUCAGGGUUCAGGGCCGAGGCAGUGAAUGGGCCACAUGCAGCUGUUGGUCUUCACCGUGGUCAGGUCUGGUUGUUCAGGUCUCAAGAGGAGUCUCCUCUUCAGAUGUCAGUGCUUUUCACCAGGUUUGCUGAUCUUGGUCCUGUGAUUUAAGAAGAAAUCCGGACACUUCCCUGGUGUCUUCCACAUGACUUGGCCUGUCAGUGGCCAAAUAAAGAGCAGUGUGUGUUGGCUAGUGUGUGAGGCGGAGAGAGAGAGAGGCAGUGAGACAGGAGAGAUUGAGCGUAUGAAAGAGACAAAAUGACGGAAGACAUGGACUACAUGUUUGUUUCUUCAGGGAUAAAUGGGAUCAUAAGCGGUUGCCAUUCAUCUGUGGUCAUGUGAGCAGGCCUCCCAGACAUCCAGGGACCCCCUGAAAGAAUGCACACCGAAGUUUUUCAAGGCUUUUUAGAGACACACGUGUCCAAUCCUUGAGAAUUCAACAUUUUAUACUCAUAAUUCCACCACUAACCAUUGUCCAUUCCCACUCGCCUUUCACUUCAAGCACAACUGCUGCUUUAAACUAAAAAAAAAACAUUUUUUUAUUGCCUACAAGUCCUGGAUGGAGCAGUGCAGUAAAAGCUCGCCGCUAGUCAUGUGACCAAAAGGGCUGAUGAAUCCACAGCGUUCCCCUGCAGCAGGCACCGCUGCAUCUGCCUCCUCUGCAGCUUUGACCCUUGCAGCUCUGUCACUGACCCUGCAGGGAGAGUGAGUUAUUUCUGUCAGCGUGUGUGUCUUCGUGGGUUUGUGUGUGUGCGCCGCUGGUGAAGAGUUAAUUUGACCCGGCUUGCUCAACAAUGCCAUUGAUUUGUGAGUAUACUUUGUUUGGAAUCAAGGUAGUGACCGUAGGAGGAUUGUUUGUUUACAAGUUUAGUGAAGUUCAGAAUUGUAUUGGUUUUACUUGAGUUUUUAAAGUGCAAGCGGUGCCUGUAGUAGUUCAUAAUUUCUUCUUCAAGUGACCUCUGCAAUCUUCUUUAGCAGUCUUGUCAUACCCUCCUCGCUCACGUCUCCAUUUCUGCCUCAAACAGGAUUUCCACAUUCUUUUUUUGCUCCUUUGUAGUGGAAACAGCAGCAGUGAAUCUUAUUCUUAUUCUGCAGGACGCUUUGUUCCUGAGAUUCCUCUCUAUCAUUUCUUCUUUUGUUCCUGCUGCCAAGCAUUUCCACCUGAACUCCUUCCAGAUGGGCCAAAAAAUCGACAUCCACACAUGCGCACUGUACAUUAGAACACAGGGAGAUCAUCUGAAUACUAGAACUGGCUAGUCAAAAUGUAUGAAAGACCCCCAUCACCUUGAACUUGUGGUUGCCACAGUCUCCAAAUCUUCAAGGUGUUUUUUAUCUCCAGUCUUUUAGUAAAUUCGUUUCUCGGGAGACAAUAAAGAUGAAAACACGGCUGGUGAGAGCCAGUCCAGGAGCAGGCGUGAACAACCUCACCAGACCAUCUUAAUCGUACUACAAUCUCGAGUUUAUGACCAAAUUAUACUCAUAAAAAAAAUAAAAAUUCAGGAUUGAUCUUGGAAAAAAAGAAAAGCUAAUUCACUAUGAUAUUAAUCAUGGGAAAAGAUGAUUUAUUAUGAGAUUAGUCCAAUGAAAAACGAAUUUACUUUGAGAUUAACUGCCUAAAAAAAUAAUUUAUUAUGACAUUAAUCUCAUGAAAAACGAAGUUACCACAAGAUUAGUCGCGAAAAAAACAUAUUAUUACGAGGUUAAUAUGAAAAACUAAUUUACUAUGAGAUUAAUCACAUAAAAACGAAUUUAUUGUGACAAUCUUGUGGAAAAACGAAUUUACUAUGAGAUUAAUCUUGCAAAAAAAAAAAAAAAAAAACCUGAUUCAUCGACACAAUUUAUCUCUAUGCUAUGGACGGAUUUGGAUGAAUUGAUCAGGACAUAUGUGAAAUGGGAUAAGGGAAAAAUGAUGACAUAUUGGGAAUGAUCCGGAUCACUGUCUGGAUCCAGGAAUUGUUUGAAUGCUACGUUGUCAUUCGGAGAUUCUGUUGAGUGUGGACUGAAGGGUCGUGUGUGUACGAUUGGCGGAGGAAUUCUUUAUGGUGGAGUUGCAGUAUCCCAGACAUGGGCUCAGUGCUUUCAUGUAAAACAGCGUGACAGAGAGGGCUGUGUUACUAAGAGCCAGCUCCUGCUGCUUUGUUUUGUGAUUUGAGAUCGGACAGGUGGACUUUGAUCAAAGCGGUCUGGAAUCGUGGGGUUCAUUAUGCCUCAGCUAGUUUCAUCAAACUGCUCGGUUCCCACUGUCCCAGCGGGACGUUUCAAAGGAAAGUGUGAUGUUGAAGAUGCGGCGCACUGAGGGUUGCAUCACAGCCCUCGCCGCAGUCCCCAUCCAGGAUGUGUUCAGGAGGCAACAGUGACAGUCGAGUGUCAAUGCCAAGGCCGAGUCUGACCUUUAAUGACUCUCCUGAACAACAUUGUUGCUGCUCUAGUUCUGAAUUCAUUCGGUGUCCGACCUGUUUCUGCAUGAGUAAUCGCUGUCAGUGUGUUGGGGGAUAUUUCCGUCUACGUGCAGUCGCAAUCUGAGUCCAGUUAGCGCCUGCAGUCCUGAGUAAACUGUCUUUGUUGGUGCUGCGAACGUUCAGUCAGCACCUCAACUACCGUAACUACUGGUCACACUGUCAGGUCCGCUGUUGUUCCUGUAUACUGCUGCAACCUAUUACACUUGUUGUAACUUGCCACAAUAAAAAAUGAAUUUUAUUGAAAUUUCAUUCAAAUCUGGCCAUAAUUCUUCAGGUUUCUUUGAACACAGAUGAGCCACCGCAGUCGAAAACAUAAUUUUCUGGGUGGUGGUUUUGGCUGUAACUGUUAGGGGGGGGAAAUAUUGACGCGCUCAGAUAUUGCGGUACCUGAUUGUACGAUAUUGUAUAUUUUUGCUUAAAUAUCAAUUGAUUGUGAGGUAUAUUCUUGCUAUUUUAAUUCAAAUGUAUUCUUUAUAUUGAUAUUUAAUACAUAUUAUGUACAUAUUAUGAUGAUUAUGAGAGCUGCUUAUUCCCCUGCAGAAUUUAACUGAAGUCACAACAAUUAGCUUGUUUUCAUCCACAUUACAUUGUACAGUACUAUCUGAACUUCACCCUUAAAAUGACAGUUCUCCUUAACAAAUAUUCCAAAAUAUUGCCGAGCUUACAGUAUCACAAUAUAUGGUAUCACCACUCCUGUAUCGCAAUACGUGUGGUAUCGCAAUAUUCCUCCCAAUAUACAGGCCCAGUGACCACGGUAAAGCUUUAAGUGCAACUUAAAAAUAAAUAAACUAAUCUCUAUGUGGAGGAAAAAAUCCUCGCUACUACUAUAAAUAUACUAUAAUAAUCACUGCCACCAAACAGCGGCAACUCGUGCAUGUAUUAUAGCUAGUACAUCCAAUACGUCUACUGCAACAACUCCUACAAAAACCCGCAUAAACUUACAUGGAUUAUCUGAAGUACGAAUGCAGUGCUACAAAGAAGUACUUCAUCAGCAACAACAAGCUCCUCAAAUAUGUGUUUAUUCAACUGUGGUAUUUGUUUAACCCAUCAGCUGAACCAGUCAUUCAUAAAAGGUACUACAUUCCAUGGGAUUAGUGUCACAAUAACAAUCGGCACUGUGGCCGAUCCUUGAAUUUAGCUUGAGAAUCAUCUCUUACCAUCUCAUCUAAAUGUCUAAAAAACCCUAAAGCCAGUGAAGGCAACCCAACCCCGGGUACGAUGAGGCCUCAUUAUCCUGGCGUAUCAUCUGUGGACUUUUUUUUAAAUUUUAUUUUAGGAGUGAUGACAUGCAGGAGCACAGCCAGAUGCAAUAUCUGUGUGCUUGACUGCGUACACACAGGCCUUUACCAGCCCCGGAACGGACACACACACACACACAAAUGCUGGCAUUAUGACGGCGGCUAAUGACGUAGCAUGAGACAGAGCCUGCAGAUGUACCGGCUGAAUAGAUUAAAGCGUUCAUCCAGUGACACAGCUGUGCUGGCUUUGAUGCUGGGGUAUGAAGCUGCAGGAAAUUACGGCAAAAGAGCCAUGUAGGGACACGGCAGAGGGAGAUCCACGUGUUUGCGUCGUGGGAGAUGCUCAUCUGCAGCACGUCGGCUGCUGCAACGCUCUUUGCUUAUGACAUUAUGUAACCACCAAUGAAGUCUUACGUUAACAUUCCGUCAUGUCUGGCCCAGUUUCAGUCAGGGUAAUAUCUGGGUACCAUUAAAUAAUCAGCGAAUUUCACUAUUUCUGUCACUGAGCUGGAGAGCGUAACCCUGCGACUGUCAGGGGAUUGUUGUAUUUCUUUCGGCAGAUGAAUCACACCUGAACAUGAAGGUGACACUGUUGGAGUGAAAGUGAAUUCAUUGGAGUUCAUUGUUGGUUGUCAAUUUUUUCAUCGUCUUGAGUAUAGGUGGCUAGUAUCGACAGCCUUCACGGGUACUGAGUACAUAGAAAAAAGGCUGGUAUCUGUACUAGCCCAUUCCGAGUGUUAAUAAAAACACUAGUUUUCAAUCAUGAGACGUGAAUCUUUCUCCAGUCUGCAGCCGUCCUCACUCGGUCCGUCUCUUUAUAUGUCCGGCUGGAUGCAACUUUCGUUCUGCGAGCAACGCCACGUCCCUCUCGUACUGUUAUCGUGUUUCUUUCUGAAGUCUUCCUUUAAAAACAUUCUGAAAACUACCAUUAUCAAUGGUAGUUUAGAUGUUUCCACUUUGAUCACAUGAGACACAAAGAUCCUUUUUCGGAAGCCGUGGUGACAUUUAGCGGAACCCUGAACUGACAUCACGCAUUAAAGCGAUGAAUGACUUCCAGACAUACUGAAAAUGAUCUGUUAUGAUGAAACCAAUAAAACACGACAAAAUCUCUGUCCAUCCCUUGACAUGAAACGUCAGGAACACAGAAAAACCAAAGGUAAGACCCUGAGCGAAAGAGCCGGCCGACGAUGCCUGCUCUCCGUUCCAAUUCAGAUGAGUUGAUGAUUCAGAGAGAUGAAGGAAGUUGUUUCUAAAGGGAAAGCCUCGGCUGGAUCAUCAUGGUGUACAAAUCCAUGCUGAGGGAGCGGAAGUGAAACGCACGUCUGCUUAAAGCGUCUUCAGAUAAUGAAGUCGCCCAAAGAGACGCGGAAGAACAAAUGAAUGCAAAUGGGAUCAAGCAAAUGAGAUAAGGUCGACAGGAAAAUGCCGGUUUGUCAGGGUUUUCCAGCAUGUUUGGGAAGAAGAAGAAACGGCUGGAGAUCUCAGCACCGUCUAACUUUGAGCACCGGGUCCACACGGGUUUCGACCCUCGGGAGCAGAAGUUCACCGGGCUGCCACAGCAAUGGCAGAGCCUCCUGGCCGACACCGCCAACCGACCCAAGCCCAUGGUGGACCCUUCCUACAUCACCCCCAUCCAGCUGGCACCAAUGAAGAUAUCUCCCAAGACAGUCCGGUCAGCUGAAACGCCGUUACCCAAAACGAUUGUCCGAGGGAACCGACCACCCAAAGACGUGUCCAUCAACGGCUUGCUAGAAGAGUUCGACAACAUCUCAGUGACUCGCUCCAACUCUUUGAGAAAAGAGAGUCCACCAGGGGCUCACCAAUCUGGAACAGGCAUCAAACCCUCCAUCGGUGGUCACCCCACGGUCCCAGAGGAGAAUGGAUUCAGCCAUUACUAUUCCCGCUACUCCUGUGACCUGGAUUCAUCCAGCAGAGACUUCUCACUGGAUCCAGGGAAGCCGGGCUUUUCCAUGGACGGGGAGUGGGGAAUGGGGAGACACUAUCGAUUCACAAAGCAGAACGGACAUUCACACCCCAUACGCAGCCACUUCUACCCGGAUGCCAUGCCCCAAAAAUCAGACUACGGUAAACUCCCUCCGGAUUACCACACCUACCUGGAGAGCAAGGGGCGGUCAGCCGAUGAGGUGGCCUCCACUGUGGGGAGCGGGGUGGGCUCUAGUGGAUACUAUCGGGCAUCUGUGGGGGGCUCGUCGAGCCAGGACUACCGGGACACUUCUGUAGGAACACCGUCUCGUGCGUCGCUACACAGCGAGCAGAUCAACUACCCGGACAGCGAGUGGAGCUACGGAGGCAUGAGAGACGAAUAUGACAAGCGGCCCAAAAGUUCCUACGUAACACAAACCAGCCCCACUCCGGCCAUCAGGCAGAGAUCGAGGUCGGGCUCUGGGCUGCAGGAGCCAAACGUUCCGUACACAGCCAGUGGGGCUUUUAAGAACCCGGCGCAGGCUCAUCCUUACAGCUCGUACACGUACCCGCGACUAUCGGAAAGUCUGGCGAACUCGCAGACGCUGCCCAAGGGGGAGUACGAGCGCUCCUCACGUGAUGGAAGCCCCCAGGUUUCAGGAGGAGACACGUACCCCAGAGGGCCUCUCAAGCUACCUCAGAGUCACGGCAAGCCGCCUGGUUACCCCCCAGUGCACCUGCCGUACCCCCCAGUCUUUCACCACUACAAGCCGUCUCCAUACCAUCACCCCCCCUCGCAGCCCAGCCCACCCUACACCCCUCAGGGGGCCUACUCGCAGCCUUCGUCCCCUUACAUCCCCCCGGGGGCUUACCCGCCUCCCUCCUGGGGGUCCAACUCUGACACGCAGCCCUCCAGAGUUUCUCACGAACAGUUCAGGGCGGCACUUCAGCUCGUGGUCAACCCAGGGGACCCUCGGGAGUACCUGGACAGCUUCAUCAAGAUCGGCGAGGGCUCCACGGGGAUCGUCUGCAUCGCCAGCGAGAAACACAGCGGCAAGCAGGUGGCGGUGAAGAAGAUGGACCUGAGGAAACAGCAGAGGAGGGAGCUGCUCUUCAAUGAGGUGGUGAUCAUGAGGGACUACCAUCACGAAAACGUGGUGGACAUGUACAACAGCUACCUGGUUGGAGACGAGCUGUGGGUGGUGAUGGAGUUCCUGGAGGGAGGGGCGCUGACGGACAUCGUGACUCACACGAGGAUGAACGAGGAGCAGAUCGCCACCGUGUGCUUGUCAGUGCUGAGAGCUCUGUCCUACCUGCACACGCAGGGCGUCAUCCACCGGGACAUCAAGAGCGACUCCAUCCUGCUGACCAGCGACGGCAGGAUCAAGCUGUCAGACUUUGGCUUCUGCGCCCAAGUGUCCAAAGAGGUGCCAAAGAGGAAGUCCCUGGUGGGCACGCCGUACUGGAUGGCGCCGGAGGUCAUUUCUCGACUGCCUUACGGCACAGAGGUGGACAUUUGGUCUCUGGGCAUCAUGGUGAUCGAGAUGGUGGACGGGGAGCCCCCCUACUUUAAUGAGCCUCCGCUGCAGGCCAUGAGGAGGAUACGAGACAACCUGCCGCCUCGGUUAAAAGAGUCGCACAAGGUGUCCACGGUGCUGCGCUCCUUCCUGGACCUGAUGCUGGUGAGGGAACCAUCUCAGAGGGCCACGGCGCAGGAGCUACUUCAGCACCCCUUCCUCAAACUUUCCGGACCCCCGUCCUGCAUCGUCCCCCUCAUGAGACACUACCGCCACCGCUGACCCCCACGUCCCCCUUCACCUCUCCCUGUAACACUGUAACUCACUUCCAGGGUGGCACGGCCCUCCCCCACCCGCCCCGCGGUGCAGCACUCACACCUGUAACUGUGAUGUAGGCUAGCUAAGGGAACAUCAACCUUUGAAAACACACUACAGAGAAAAGAACUGUCCCGAUAUUUGGAAAAAAAAACAAAAAAAACGUGGGGCGUCCAGUAGAAUCGUCUGGUCUCCAGCUCCACAUAGACUUGUAGUAGCCAUCAGCUUCAGCGCGGCAGCGGCGGGAGGCCGCUUGGCUUUAGAAGACGCUGUGGCGACGUCGCAGCGGCGUCGCUUCACCAGCAGGGCGGCGAGACGAGCUAUCAGUCUUUUCACACGCAAACAGUGAAAAUGUAUUUUAGACAAACUUGUAAGUUUUUUCUGUACAGUUUUGAUAAUUUGCAGUAUUUUAUCGUGUCGUAACCAUUGUGAUAUGAGCAGUAUUACAUAGAAAUCUUUCCUACUGUUUAUAAUCCAGUUUUUGCUUAAAGAUAUAAAAAAUCUAUCCCAAAUAAACCCACCUAUCUGUUACUUUAAAAAAAAUAUAUUUAUUAUCUUUGUAGACAGAAACUUCCAUUAAAUGUUGGGAAAUAUGUCCGAAUUUUGUAUGCUGUUUUAAAGUAUUUAUUUAUUUAUCGAAGGUUUAUUUAUUUGGUAGUGUGGCCUUUCUUUUUGUUUUGGAGUCGUGAUCGAAGCAAUAGGCCAAAAUUAUUUAUGAAUCAUAAUAACGCCAUGUAGCACAGGAGUCGUUCAUCACUUUUGUAUUUCAAAAGCGCCUCCGAGAUCAGAUCAAAAGUUUUCUACUCACUUGUCACCGUUGUCAUGGACUCACGCGCUCACUGCCAUUCUCCAUCAGCUGGGAGCGACGGCGAUCCUCCCAGCCUCAUUCUAUUUUUCUUUUCUUACCCACGAUUCACUGUGAUCUGUAAAUAUGUGUGUGAAUGAGAGGGCCACACCUGAAUGUGUGUGUUCCUCAUGAGUGUGUGUCGGUGGUGUACAGUGACCCUGCAUGUUUGCUUUCAAUUAAAAACAACAACAUCCAUGAAAACAAUCCGCCGCAUGUUUUCUUUUCUCACCUCAUCGCCUCUCGUCCUCACGGUUCUGUUGCCAUGUUUCGCUGACUUCAUUGCUCCUCCUCGGGACACAAAGAGGCGUCGUCGUCGUGGCGAUAGAUGAGGCCAUUCCUCCCUUUCCUCUGACUGUGAUGGGAUAUUGAUUUGGACCGAGAGCCGAGCUUCCUGCUCUCCAACGACCGUCGGAUGAAUAAAAGUCCAGCGGCAGGUGUAGACUGCGGCACGUCAGAGACAAGACUGCGAUGUCACCAAUGUUGCAAACACAAGUGGAAAAGUUCUGCUGUAAUAAAGUUUAUAAUAAAGAUUAAAUAUGCAACUAUUUCUGGCCAUCAUCCAUGUAGAAGUCAGUACUGCUUAAAAAAGACAUGCUAAGAAAUAGCUUUCUUAAACAGCAGCGCCAUCUUGGUUAGCAUCUUAGCGUUUAGCAUGUUUAGCUGACGCUCUUGAACCUCUCUGAAAUGGUGAACAGUGAUACAAUAUGAACUUAUAUUAUACAGAAAUCAAAAACUCUUUUAGCAUUUGUGACAUAGUAUAACACAAUGUCCAUGUUAAUAUAUGUAUUUCCAUUACCCGGUUCUCCAUAUUGAGCCAGGAACUUUUGUUUUAAUAUAUGUAUUUUGAAAGAAAGGUGCUGUAUAUUUAAUAUAUAACACAAACAAACAGCUUCAAACACAUUACAGCGACUGGAAAUGUACUAUUUUAAGUGAUAAAGACAUAUUCUAUUAUUCUUAUAAUAAUACUAACAAUCGUAAUAAUGAUACAUUAUUAUGUGGUAACAACUUACAUUUUAAUCAUCAAUUUGUUGGGACCUAUACUGUAAUAAUCAAAGUGUGUGUGUGUGUGUGUUCUUGUGCUUCCAAGUACCGGGAUGACAUUUUUUGGAAGUGAAGACAUUUGCCAGGUCCUCACUUCUUCACCCCUCAAUUCUAGAAUUAAAUUUCCAAAUCUCUUGGUGGUUAUAACACUAUGUAAGCUUGGUUCAGGGCAAUGGUUCAGUUUGCACAGAUGUUUUGGAUGGUUAGAGGGAGAGGCUGGGGAAAGCCGUAUGUUGGUGCACGUCCUCACGAAGACACAAGUACAAAUGUGUGUGUGUCUGAGUCCAGCUCUAACCUUUGAGGAGGAAGCCUGGGGUGCGCCGUAUUCUGGAUCACCGACGAUGAGCUCUGGGACGGUGACAGGAUGAAGCCAUGAUUGAUGGUUUGGUAUCUAAGUCUUUCCUUGAAGAUUCCCAGGAUGAGCUGUACACAGAGUGACCUCCUCCACCGACAGUGACUGAGUGCUCUUCACAUUCUAGGAAAACAUUAAAACUGUUGCAGCUUUUCAGUCACAAGUAAAGGCAUUUGAGCGGUUCCAGUUAG
Messenger RNA from Synchiropus splendidus (mandarinfish), 10533 nucleotides. RefSeq names its product p21 protein (Cdc42/Rac)-activated kinase 5 (gene pak5). Gene Ontology annotation, cellular component: cytoplasm. NCBI's taxonomy places the organism in Eukaryota, Metazoa, Chordata, Actinopteri, Syngnathiformes, Callionymidae. Gene Ontology annotation, molecular function: protein serine/threonine kinase activity; ATP binding. Gene Ontology annotation, biological process: regulation of MAPK cascade; intracellular signal transduction; protein phosphorylation. The transcript has 13 exons. The record is from RefSeq and is a predicted model, not a curated record. The coding region runs from base 5796 to 8069 and encodes 757 amino acids.